Molecule: messenger RNA, 1077 nt
Organism: Daldinia loculata
Lineage: Eukaryota; Fungi; Ascomycota; Sordariomycetes; Xylariales; Hypoxylaceae
Exons: 2
Coding region: 176-814 (212 amino acids)
Source: RefSeq, a predicted model, not a curated record
UGGUAAUAAAAGGAGUUCUGUAAGGAAAAGAAAAGGGGAAAAAGAAAAAACUUCAUAUAUACCGUGGCGCUUCUGUAAACUUGUAGUAUUCUAGAAUUAGAUUCAUCAUUUUCUUCAUCAACUACCAAAUCCUUCAGACCUACCCAAGGUAGUAAAGUUUCCUUACCCUUACAAGAUGUCAUUUCUAUCAGUAAAGAAUGCUUUCAGAUCUCAAACCAUGACCAAGGAUAAGCUCUUAAAGAGCGCACAUGGGAUGGAUGUGGCAUUGGACUGUGUCACCCACUUUGAAUCUCUUCAGGACAGAGGGGGAUAUGACUGCCGCAAGCAGUUCCCAUACGAGUUGUAUAAAAAAGGGGUUCAGAAAAAGCUCAUAGACAUAUGGAUGGCAGAUGCACCUAGUGUCCAUGUACUCGACGGCGUGGGUUACAACUACUCAGCGAGUUAUGCCGGGAGUGAGUUCGCCAAGUCCCUCCGUGUGCGUAACCGCGAGAGUGCCGUCGUUCUUCGGGUGUACGUAAAGAAUCAAAGUGAAACGCCGAAGGUAGUGUUACUUCAGAUCCUUGGCUCGCUGAUCUGGAGCUUGAUUACUCUCGUGCCUGAUGAAUUUGGUACCUCAGAAGGCCUGCAGAAAAGAAAAUUUGAGACGUUUAUAGGUCGCGGACCUGGUAGCUUUGAUGCUGGCUUAGAAAUACUUCGAUCAUUGCCACCCCUGGAACUCAACGGCAAGACAAUGCUCUGCAUUGUUGAUGGCUUGGAUCUCGCUGAGGAUGAGAGCAUUUAUACACUUGGUAGGAGGAGCCAAGUAAUCCGGUAACCAUAAUCUUUAGAUAUCCAGUUGGUAUCGAAGUUCCUAAUUGAUUAGAAUUGCCCUGGUGAUAACUUAGGUCUAUGGUUAGCAGCAGGGGGUCAAUCCAUACACCGGAUGGAUAGGUAACUUGACUUAAUCUGACUUGGGUUAUUUAGACUUGUAUUUGCGGGAUUGUGUCUCUCGUUUCUGUGUUCUCCCUUAUUCAUAACCUGGGCAAUCUUAACGAUAAUUCAUUUAUUUGCUUCGAACGCGCACAUUCUCGUAUUACU